AUGGACGACUAUGUCAAGAACAUGUUGGAAGAUUUUCCUAUCAAGUUCAACAAGGAUUCAAAGCAGGAAACACCAGUUGGUGACGAUUUACUGGAAGCUGGUAAAGGGAAGUUACUCAGUGCUGAGUCAGGAGUUCGAGAGCCUACAGAGUCUGAUUGGAAGAAGUGUGUUUGCAUGAUGCGGUAUUUGUUUUGUACAAUGGUGUAUCACCUGACACUUUCUGCAGAAUCACUAAGAGUCAUUGCGGUGCAUCCACAUUUCAAGAGCCAUACUGGCGGCACUCUGUCCUUUGGAGGAGGAGGUGCAGCUCAAGUGAUGUCAAAGAAACAAAAACUAAACAGCAGAAGCAGUACGGAAGUGGAACUGAUUCCUGUUGACAAUGUUGUCACAAUGAUACUAUGGACAAAGUUGUUCAUGGAGUGGCAAGGGUAUCCGAUCAAGAAGAAUAUCUUGUAUCAGGAUAACAAAAGCGCGAUUCUACUGGAAGAGAAUGGUCGCAAGAGCGUGGGCAAAAGAAGCCGAGCUAUCAAUAUUCGUUAUUUCCUUAUCACAGAUCAAGUUGAGAAAGGAGAUGUUAAUAUGAUUGCGGAUUUUAUGACUAAGCCAUUGCAAGGUGAGCAAUUUUGCAAGUUCGGGGAUCUGAUUCUUGGUCCACAGGAAUAG
Cylindrotheca closterium is the source of this 663-nucleotide messenger RNA. NCBI's taxonomy places the organism in Eukaryota, Bacillariophyta, Bacillariophyceae, Bacillariales, Bacillariaceae. The record is from the annotation of a GenBank genome assembly.